AUGUCCGUGCCUACUCAGACAUCUGUCCUGGUGGUUGGUGGUAGCCCAGCUGGGUCGUACGCUACUUCCGUACUGGCCCGAGAAGGUGUCGAUGUCGUACUUCUUGAAGCCGACGAGUUCCCCAGAUAUCACGUGGGAGAGAGUAUGCUUGCAUCCAUGCGAUUUUUCCUGAGAUUUAUCGGCCUCGAGAAGACAUUCGAUGAACAUGGGUUUGAGAAGAAGUUCGGAGCAACGUUUAAAAUCACCACCAAGAAGGAAGCCUAUACUGACUUCGCCGCUUCCCUCGGCAAAGGAGGGCACUCAUGGAAUGUGGUCCGUUCCGAGUCAGACGAGCUAUUGUUCAAACAUGCCGGAAAGAGCGGUGCCAAAACCUUCGACAAAACCAAAGUAGAUUCUAUCGAGUUCGAGCCAUACUUACACGAUGGCUUUGUUGCAGAGGAUCGCCUGGCCAACCCAGGACGUCCUGUAUCUGCAGCUUGGUCUCGCAAGGAUGGCACCAGUGGAACCAUUAACUUCGACUAUCUCAUUGAUGGUAGCGGCCGUAAUGGGCCUGAAAAAUAUCGCCAUCUGGAGUUACUGGAAGGGUGCAAAGCGCUACAAGCAGAGGCAGGAAAACAGAACUCCCCUUUCUUCGAGGCUCUGAGCGGCUUAACAGAUGUCAGUGGCUGGGUGUGGGCCAUACCUCUCCACAACCGCACACUCUCGGUAGGCGUUGCAGCUCGCCAGGAUUUCUUCGCGAGGAAGAAAGCCUCUCAGUUUGAAGGAAAAGAGUUCUAUAGAGACUAUCUCAACCCUGUGCCGGGCAUCAGGUCUUUGCUGGAGGAUGCUGAGAUCGCCGCGGACCUUAAGCAAGCAUCCGACUGGUCUUACAGCGCCUCUGCCUAUGCCAAUCCUUACUUCCGUGUGAUCGGCGAUGCUGGCUGCUUCGUAGAUCCAUACUUCUCCUCCGGUGUCCAUCUGGCUCUGACGUCUGGACUUUCCGCAGCUAUUUCCAUUCAAGCUGCUCGACAGGGUCAAGCUGAUGAGCGUAGCGCUGCUAAAUGGCACACUACCAAGGUCUCCGAAGGCUAUACACGUUUCUUGUUGUUGGUCAUGACUGUCUUGCGCCAGUUGAGAAUGAAGGAGGCACAACUAAUUACUACGGAGGAGGAAGAAGGCUUUGAUAUGGCCUUUAAGAAGAUUCAACAGGUUAUUCAAGUCCAGAAGAAUGCAGCUAAGGCCGUUGACUUUUCGCUUGAGUCUUUUGAGGUCACUCCCGAGAUGCAGCGUGCUGUAAUUGACAAGAUUGAAAAAUCCCAGGCAGCACCUGAAACACGCGAAAAGCUCACGCCUGAGGAGGUACACAUUUUGAGUGGUAUAGUGACCCGAACUUUUGCGCGUGAGAAGGAUGAGCUGAAUUUAACUAGCUUCACUGGGGAUGUCAUUGAGGGGAUCUCGGCAAAUCUAGUGCAUGGUGACUUGGGGCUCAUUAGACCAGAGGCGAAGGAAACUAUCCCUGAAACUAGUACCAUCAUGGGCGCGCCUGUUAUUGAAAAUAUCAAGACGAUGGCGUAA
Molecule: messenger RNA, 1554 nt
Organism: Talaromyces stipitatus ATCC 10500
Lineage: Eukaryota; Fungi; Ascomycota; Eurotiomycetes; Eurotiales; Trichocomaceae
Exons: 7
Coding region: 1-1554 (517 amino acids)
Molecular function (GO): catalytic activity; FAD binding
Source: RefSeq, a predicted model, not a curated record